AUGGUGAAGCUACUGGAGGACAGGCACACGUAUCCGCCGCAGCUUUUCAAAUGUUUGUUAAUCAGUUGGAUUAUAUUUUACAGUCAUGAUUUUCUCUGCAGAGGUUUGCAACGUUGGAAUUUGAAAAUAAUAAUAUGUUUUGCAGUGAACUGGUGCCGGCACUGGUUCGAGUCUCUGAACUUCCUGAACAUCAGAGAACGUUCUGGCUCACCAGGAUUUUCUCCAACCACCCGUCAUUGGAGACCAGGUGAACAGACCCUGGAGGAAACCCUGGCGGAGGCGUGCCAGCUGGGCCUGGAGUCAGACUGGCAGGGCGACGUGGCAGAGCGCCUGCAGCAGGUCGACGCUGAGCAGGAGAGGGAGAGCGAGCGGCUGGCACAGCUUCACAGGCAAACACUGGCAGAGGAGCAGAGACUGGCUGACACCACGGGAGAUGUGGCAGGAAGGAAGGUGGUGUCAAAGGAGCUGAGUCUGGCAGUGGAGCUCGAGCCACCACCCUGUGGGCAGUGUGGGGCUGUAGAUUCAUCUUGGCUCCUGUACCUGCAUGGGAGAAGAGCCCGGUGCGUCUGGAGCCGAGUUCCCAUGGCUAUUGAUGUCUACUUUGGUGCACCCACCCACAGAGGCUCCAGGCUCCAGGCUCGGAGAAAGGAGACGUGGUUUGGAGUCCAGAGGUGUGUCCUCUUGAAUGAGUCAAAGGGAACUGAGGGCCUGUCUUUGCCUGUUUUUGCAGUGAUGUAGGAGGAGACAGUAGUCUAUGAUUAUCAGUUCCACCUUCAGAUUGAGGUUAGGUGAGUGGUUCCAUUGUGUUGUUUGACAGAAAGGAAGAGAAGAAAGAAAAGUCCUCCAGUUGACUGAUAACAGACGGUUCUUUGCUGUCUGUGUGUGGGGUCUGUAGCAUGUGGAGUGUUUGACUCUUGAACCUUGGCAUUGCUUCCAGCUGUGGUGGUGAUAGUAAGACCGGUACGCUGAUACUGAUUGUAUGAGACGUGGCUCUGACCGAGAGUCUUUCACUGACUCUGGAUCAGGUUUAGAUUCUUCUCCAGGCGUUCCUCCAUCAUGCUGUGUGGAGACACUGAUCAUGGUGCACUUUGACCUUUCCACAGAUACACACUGCAGUCACCUGAAGGGUUCUGGGUACAGCGGUGGAGGUUUUGUGUGUUUGUGUAAAUGUGUCUGCUGUGUAUAGACAGUUAAUCACUAGUUCUGUGCUCUCUGGAUUUGAUAAAACUGACACCUUUGCUGUCAGCUGGGUCCUUUGAGUGUCUCAAUGUUUUUACAUGACUGGAUUUGGACUAAUAUCAGUGUUGUCAUUCUGGGCUGCAUGUGAUGUGAUCUAAAGAGGCACAGUGAUAAAUGUGACAAAGUCAGGCACUGGAGUCUGUGGGAUUCCUGAUGGAGAGGUGUGAUGUGUGGAUUACGCAGAACAAUCUAGUAUUUGGCUGUAGAAGGAGAUUUAGUAGAAUAUUCAAAGUGUUUGUGUUUGACUCCUCUGCUCUCCUCAAAUGGGUUUUCAGUUAGUGUGUCAGGUGCUCAGGCAGCUUAGUG
Messenger RNA from Hippoglossus stenolepis (Pacific halibut), 1545 nucleotides. RefSeq lists its product as uncharacterized. The transcript has 4 exons. The record is from RefSeq and is a predicted model, not a curated record. NCBI's taxonomy places the organism in Eukaryota, Metazoa, Chordata, Actinopteri, Pleuronectiformes, Pleuronectidae. Bases 1 to 738 code for a protein of 245 amino acids.